UUUGAUUAAGAUAACGACAUAAAAUUAUGAAAUUUUAUUAUUUAAGGAACAGUUGUAAAUAUACAAUGUUUGUAGGUUAAAUAAAAUGAAAUUUCAAAUUGUUUUCUUGGUGCUUAGUGCAUUGUUUAUAAGAAAUUCAAAUGCUACACUUCGUUGCUACGCAUGUUCGUUCUCGUCAUCGGAAACUGACCAAUCAUGCCUGACUAUAAAUGAUAGAACUCGUUCCGUUGACUGCCCUUUUCGCUAUUGCACCAUUAUUCGUCAGGAAUUUCUAGACCCUGCUGGGAGGAUUUCGAGCUUCAUGCGAGGAUGCGAUGAUCACCCGGACCAUCUUAAUCAUGAAAUAACUGACGACACCUUCCGCACAUUCUAUCGAGCCUGCACAAAUGAUCUUUGCAACAUAGGUAAUGGUAUUGAACCCGUUGUAGGUGGGAAUCUAUCUCCUACUCCUCCAUACAUUGGAGAAAACUUACUCGUCCCUGGAACUGGCGGCUCCGUAGCUGUGAAGAGCAGUUUGUUUGUAUUGGUUUCGGCAAUGAUUAUAAAUCACAUAUACCGUUACGUUGUUUUUUAUUUACUUUACUAUUACUUUCAUCACGAUUUAAUAGAACAUAUAACUACAUAA
Messenger RNA from Hyposmocoma kahamanoa, 625 nucleotides. RefSeq lists its product as uncharacterized. Lineage: Eukaryota; Metazoa; Arthropoda; Insecta; Lepidoptera; Cosmopterigidae. Bases 86 to 625 code for a protein of 179 amino acids. The transcript is spliced from 4 exons. The record is from RefSeq and is a predicted model, not a curated record.